CUCUCCUGUUCAGUCUUCGCCGGUUCAGGAUCGAACCGGUCACGUCUUCGCGGAGCGCCCUUGAAACGAAGCUACGAGGAUUCCUUGUGUGGUGGACUUGUCCCAGGAUGACUGCGCUGACUGCGGGAACAGGCAUGGAAAGACUGGCAGGUCCUCAGUGACUGCAGCCAGACAGCCUGCCCUCCCCUCCGUAACCUUUGAAGUGAGGCCAGGGUGUGAAGUAUUUUCCAACCAAGUAAACUCUUCAAACACCUUCAGAGCCCCCUGACACACACUUGUGUUCUCGCUGCCAAGGAUGCAGAAAGCAAGCUGCCCCUGGACACAAGUGAAAAGCAGAAUAGUAACAAGCCAGAGAAGAUAACCAGAUCUGCUUUAUUCAUUAAGAGCUCCCACUGCAUCACAGGACACAAACAUGGGGAACCAGCUAACAGGCACGGCCCCUAACAGCCCAUUCCUCCCCAACUUUCAGUCACUGCAUGUGGUUGUGAUUGGUUUGGACUCUGCAGGGAAGACCUCCCUGCUCUACAGACUCAAGCUGAGGGAGUUUGUUGAGACCAGCCCCACCAAGGGAUUCAACAUGGAAAGGAUUAAAGUGCAAAUCGGACACUCCAAAGCCAACACCACCACUUUCCAAGUGUGGGACGUUGGUGGUCAGGAAAAGCUGAGGCCCCUCUGGAAGUCGUACACUCGGAGGAUGGACGGGCUGGUGUUCGUGGUGGACGCAGCGGAGAUGGAGCGCAUGGAGGAGGCCAAGGUGGAGCUCCACCGGAUCACCCGGUCAGCUGAAAACCAGGGGAUUCCUGUGCUGGUUCUGGCAAACAAACAAGACCUGGAUGGAGCGCUGUCGUCUACAGAGGUGGAAAAGGUGCUGGGCCUCCACGAGCUGAGCUCCUCCACCCUGCACCACACGGAGGGCUGCUCAGCACUGAAUGGUCAGGGUCUGCAGCCCGGCCUGGAGAAACUCUAUGAGAUGAUCGUGAAGAGAAAGAAGAUGCUCCGACAAAGCAAGAAGAAAAGAUGAUGGAAAUAAAGGGGUGCAGGUCAAUUUGUGAGCACUUGUGUCUGUGACACUUGGGGAACUUGGUGAAUGGGGAAUACCAGAAAGAAGCUGGUCAGGCCUGUAGAUCAGGUGGAGUGUUUCCAACCAAGUGUAGACUCUGUUCCUGGAGACAUUUGGACCUUUGAGACUGCUUCUCAUUGUCUUUAACUCUCAGAGGACCACAGAGCUCUGCAGAGGGAGUGACCGCGCUGCUGACAAACACUCACUGAAGCACACACUGUAACGUUGAAGGAUGUUCAGUUACUGGUGCAGACAGCCUGUGUUACACCCGAUCACCUAAAUCUUCACCCUGCCUCAGACUGAGCAACACUUCUGUGCACCUACAGAAACUUCCUGUGUAUGAAUCUGCCCGAGCUUAUCACUGUCACUCUCACUGGGCUUUGCUCCUCACAGUUGGAUGUUUCAGGGUUGUUAAGUUCAGACAAGUUGUUUUUUACAAUGGCUUCAUACUGUUUUGUAAGAUAUGAAUAAAUUGAGCAGCGUUAGCAUUGUUUCCCUGAGAACAUUGUUUUAUUCAUCGUGCCCUGGGAGCCUGUCCCAGCUGCCACAGAAGCGGGGUACACCUGGACGGGUCACCAGCCUGUUGCAGGGGUUAGAGACAGACACACCUGUGGAUCACCAGUUCACCCAACCCCACUAACCUCAGUCUCAGAGGAAGCUAGAGUAUCCAUGCAGACGCGGGAGUCUGCUGAUGUUGUUAGCCUAACCCUAACACAUGUCUGCAUCUCCUCAGUGAAUAUUAAGAUAUUUAUUUAAUGCCAUAUUAAUUUAAUUAUGUUCUUUUUUUUGUCUUGCAAUUAUUUAAAUCAGGCUCAUGGUUUGCUGAAGUCUUUCUCAGCUGUCACACCCUGUACAGGUCCAUAUGUAUAAACCUAAUUCUCCUAAAGUUGUUGUUAAAAUGAGUUGCACACAGCGCAGGUGUGGUGCCAUUUUUGAGCUUUACAAUACUACAGAUUAAACACACGUGUGAUUUGGUGCUCUAUAAAUAAAGCUGAGUUGAACUGAAUCCUAAUAAAACUUGUGC
Molecule: messenger RNA, 2084 nt
Organism: Pelmatolapia mariae (spotted tilapia)
Lineage: Eukaryota; Metazoa; Chordata; Actinopteri; Cichliformes; Cichlidae
Product: ADP-ribosylation factor-like protein 4D
Exons: 3
Coding region: 413-1021 (202 amino acids)
Biological process (GO): vesicle-mediated transport; intracellular protein transport
Cellular component (GO): cytoplasm; plasma membrane
Molecular function (GO): GTPase activity; GTP binding
Source: RefSeq, a predicted model, not a curated record